AGGAAACAAGAAGAUUCCGCAAUUACUGGUGGUGUCGUGGUGAAGGCGAAGCAGAGAAGAUCAUAAUUUCUCAGGAACAGCAAGGUGAUAACUUCGAUUGGACAACUGGAGAAACAAAAUGCCGGAUUCCUUGUCCUUCCCUGUGGGUGAGGUAAAGGAGGCCGUCCUGCUUCUCAUGCAAGUGAAAUUCGACUACAGGGACAGGAAAAAUGCCGAGCUUCUUCAGGAUCAUCCAAAAGUCCUUGGACCCUUCUUACGAGCGCAGGCUGCUCUCGACGUACUUCUACACCUUCAGUGUGUUAGUGUUCCUUCUGGGAAUGGUCUCCAUAACGAAGAAGAAGAGGACAAAAUACAAGGUGAAGUACUUGUGGAGCAAAAAAUCGAGAGCCAACAAAAGCUGUUGCUUAACACGCUCGAAGAAUAUCUUGGACAAGAGCAAAAGCUUGCUCUAGUAGACGCUUAUACACAAAGCGGUAGCGGAUACAAGAAGAUUGAAGUUCAUUCUCAAGGAAGACCUUCGGGUUUGGAUGACGCUCCCCACGAAUCUCUUCAACAAGUUUUUACACCCACACAAACCAAAAGCAAUCCUGAUCCUCAUGCCGUUGCCGAAGCGAAGAUGAAGGAGCGCAGUGUCAAGCUGAGCAAUAUUGCGCUUCACUUUUCUGCUGUUAUGGGUUGCCAAUAACUGCCCAAUCUAGUGGACUAACAGAAUAUGCUUAUAAGUACUCACAAUUAUAUGACUUUAUGAAGCAUAAUUUGGAUCAUGUAUAAAAUGCAAGAUACUACCUAGUUGUGUGAAACUACAGGAACCGCUAAUUAUAGCGGAAACAACGACGAGGGCGAAAAAGACCCUGACCCCCAACAGGAGAAGGUAGGUACACUUCAACUACAACUACAACUAGAUCCGACGAGCACGGAGGAAGAAGCUUCAGCGGAGAUGAUUGAGAUAAAUGUCUACAGAGUAGGAGCGGACCCUUCGUUUUUGCGGGUGGAGC
Amoebophrya sp. A25 is the source of this 995-nucleotide messenger RNA. The record is from the annotation of a GenBank genome assembly. Lineage: Eukaryota; Dinophyceae; Syndiniales; Amoebophryaceae.